UCCGGUUAGAGUCUGAUAAAAGAAAACUAGAAAAGAGAGAGACAUGGAGGCAAGGAAGUCAGAAUUCAGCAUGAUCAUGUCAGUUCUUCUUCCAGUGUUUCUUCUCCAAUUGCCAAAACCAACAACAUCAGCAACGCCUCGCCUUCAGCCGAGCAAGCAUUUUAUCCUAGUUCACGGGGCAUGUCAUGGAGCCUGGUCCUGGUACAAGCUAGUUGCGUUGCUAAGAUCAGCAGGUCAUAACGUCACAGCUCUUGACUUGGCAGCUUCAGGAAUCAAUCCAAAGCAGGUCUACGAUGUCAAGUAUAUAUCUGAUUACUUUCAGCCACUGAGGGAUUUCAUGGCUUCCCUUUCUUCAAAUGAAAGGGUGAUCCUUGUUGGCCACAGUUUCGGUGGACUCGCAAUUUCGCAGGCCAUGGAAAUUUUCCCCGAGAAAAUUACUGUUGCUGUUUUUAUAACUGCUUUGAUGCCUGGUCCAGAGCUCAAAAUAUCCAUCCUUAACCAAGAGUCAUUCAGGAGACAGAAUUCUCUACUAGAUAGCCAUUUUCUUUAUGACAACGGACCAAAUAAUCCUCCAACUGCUUUUGUCUUUGGACCAAAGCACUUAUCAGCAAAAGUAUAUCAACGCAGCCCAAUUGAGGAUUUGGCACUGGCUACAAUGUUGCUGAGACCUUUAUUCCUGUACAGCGAAGAGGACAUGACAAAAGAGCUAAUGUUGACGACAAGGAAUUAUGGAUCUGUUAGUCGUGUGUUUAUUAUAGCGGAUGAAGAUAAGCUGCAAGAGAAGGGUUUUCAGGAAUGGAUGAUACAAAAAAAUCCCCCUGAUGAAGUGGUUGAGAUCACAGGGUCUGAUCACAUGGUCAUGAUCUCGAAGCCAAUUGAGCUCUUGGUUCGUCUUCUAGGAAUUGCUGGGAAGUACUCUUGAUUAGUCACAGGGUCUGAUCAUACGAUUAGUUUUGCUCUUUUGUUAUUUAAAGACUUGUUCAUUCAGUCACUGAAAUGGACAUUUAUGGUAUUCAAGUCUUCCAAGUAAUACACAAUUUUGCUCCUCUAUUGAAAAGCU
Molecule: messenger RNA, 1060 nt
Organism: Coffea eugenioides
Lineage: Eukaryota; Viridiplantae; Streptophyta; Magnoliopsida; Gentianales; Rubiaceae
Product: probable esterase PIR7A
Exons: 3
Coding region: 44-922 (292 amino acids)
Biological process (GO): jasmonic acid metabolic process; salicylic acid metabolic process
Molecular function (GO): methyl indole-3-acetate esterase activity; methyl jasmonate esterase activity; methyl salicylate esterase activity
Source: RefSeq, a predicted model, not a curated record